Molecule: messenger RNA, 1212 nt
Organism: Lasiosphaeria miniovina
Lineage: Eukaryota; Fungi; Ascomycota; Sordariomycetes; Sordariales; Lasiosphaeriaceae
Exons: 3
Coding region: 1-1212 (403 amino acids)
Source: RefSeq, a predicted model, not a curated record
AUGGCUACCUUCACCGUCACCGACAUUUCCAGGGUCAACGGAGAUGUAAAUAACUACAACAUCAGACAGGGAUUCGGGGCGGCACAUGCGAGCACUGUUGUGAACGACGCCAUCUUUGACAGGACAGAACCGGUGCCCGGCCCAGUCGACCAAGGACAGCAUCCCGUCGCCUUUCGUUUCGACGCCAACCACAUUCCACUGACGGUGAGAGGCACUUGCGAUUUCCCCCUGGCCGCAGCCAACUACCGCCUAAGAGGCACCGGUCCCGGAAACUUUCAGAUCACGAGUCAGUCGUUCAACUCUGGGCCGGGGGGUGCAAACGUGGCCUUUACCGCCACUGUCUUCUCAAACGGCGCCUUGAACCCCCUUUCCCCCUUCAAAGUUGCCGGCAACUGGCAAUGGACCAUGUUGCGGGCUGCCGACAACAGCACUCUUGCCAUCGCCCCCACCACUCGCCUUGAGAUGUACUUUCUGCUGGGGCCACAUAGCCAUCCCGGCAUCUUUGCCACCACCUUCUUCUUGGAGCUCCUCCGUCUGUCUGCUCCUGACUACGUCACUCUUGCGGGCUUAGCAGCCGGUGCUCUGGAAGCAAGAAUCAUUCGUGACAUCGCAGCCCGGCUGUGGAACACGGGAGUGAAUGGAGCGCCGCUGUACUACGACUGUCGCCGAGGCUAUGGCGGAGCAUCGCAGCACAUACUCAACGGCACCGAGUUUAACUUGGAGACCAUUAUAACGAAGCCCCCGAACAGGUGUACCUGCAACUGCUACGAUCUUGCAUGUCUGGUCAAGUUGACUGUCGAUUCCCUCGGCCAGAGACCGGGAGGUGGCGCUUUUGUUGCGGGAGUUGCCGUGACCUACGACAGGCCGUUUGGUUACAUUACCCCCGGGCCGCUAUUCGGGUGGCAGAACUCACCAGCCCAUAUCAACUGCAACAACCCGUUUUGGCAAAACGCGGGCGUCGGUGGUGCGGACGAUCCCUGGAACGUGGCAAAGGACGACGCGCGGCGUCAACCUUUCCUUUCACAUUGCUACACCGUCUUCACAAACACCGCCGGCCAGCAACGCGUCGUCGACAUCUGCCACGGCAAUCUCAACCCGGUUACCAACUUGGCCACUCUUUUCGAUGGGGUAUCAGAUGUGCAAGGCUAUCGGGACACGGCCUUGGAUACGCCGGCAUCAAAUGUCUUCACCAUUACCGCCCUGAGCGUCUGA